UAUUCGGCAGCCGAGGACGGGGCUUUGCAAGGCCGUACUCUCGGCGUUUUGGGUUGUUUCCGCUGGAGGGCGGUCGGAGUUUCCGGUGCAUCCCGGGAAAGUACGCGGUCCGAACCGGCUUCCUUCUCUGCGACUUUAGGAGGCAGCCGUUGCCAUGACGACCCAAGCAAGUUUGGUGGCAAACCGAGGCCGGCGUUUCAAAUGGGCGAUUGAGUUGAGCGGCCCCGGGGGAGGCAGCAGGGGCCGAAGUGAUCGGGGCGGUGGCCAGGGAGAUUCCAUGUAUCCAGUGGGUUAUCUGGACAAGCAAGUACCAGAUACCAGCGUUCAGGAAACAGACCGAAUCCUAGUAGAGAAGCGUUGCUGGGACAUUGCCCUGGGUCCCCUCAAACAGAUCCCGAUGAACCUUUUCAUCAUGUACAUGGCAGGCAACACUAUCUCCAUCUUCCCUACCAUGAUGGUGUGUAUGAUGGCUUGGCGGCCCAUUCAAGCACUUAUGGCCAUUUCAGCCACUUUCAAGAUGCUGGAGAGUUCAAGCCAGAAGUUCCUGCAGGGAUUAGUCUAUCUCAUUGGGAACCUCAUGGGGUUGGCUUUAGCUGUCUAUAAAUGUCAAUCCAUGGGGUUGCUGCCCACACAUGCAUCAGACUGGUUGGCUUUCAUUGAACCCCCUGAGAGAAUGGAAUUCAGUGGUGGUGGGCUACUCUUAUGAUCAGGGGAAAACGUGAUUUGGCACCCCUCUCAUAUUUGGAUCUCAUUUGGUUUUUGUCAGUUGUAUCUUCUCAGCAUAUCAGUUUGUUCUGCUUUGCAAAGGUUUUUUUGUGAUGAAAUGAAGAAUGAGUUCUUUUCUCAAAGGUAAAAAAGAACAAAGUGUAGAGUCAGCAUAGCAACGAAGAAAAACUACGGAGAUGCUCCUGGCUGAAAAUAAUGUAAAAAAACUUUAUUUAUGAUUCUAAUACAGAGCAAAAACAUCAAAACCAUAAUUCCAUGUAAACAAAAGAGUGGCUGCUUCAGCCUCUCCUCUCAAUAAAUUAAACUACUCAGAACAGCUCUUGAGAAAGAGAACAAA
This is a messenger RNA of Antechinus flavipes (yellow-footed antechinus), 1063 nucleotides long. RefSeq names its product ER membrane protein complex subunit 4 (gene EMC4). The coding region runs from base 155 to 706 and encodes 183 amino acids. Gene Ontology annotation, cellular component: EMC complex. The transcript has 5 exons. The record is from RefSeq and is a predicted model, not a curated record. Gene Ontology annotation, biological process: protein folding in endoplasmic reticulum. NCBI's taxonomy places the organism in Eukaryota, Metazoa, Chordata, Mammalia, Dasyuromorphia, Dasyuridae.